This is a messenger RNA of Rangifer tarandus platyrhynchus (Svalbard reindeer), 369 nucleotides long. The record is from the annotation of a GenBank genome assembly. Lineage: Eukaryota; Metazoa; Chordata; Mammalia; Artiodactyla; Cervidae.
AUGGGGGCGGCGGCGAGCGGUCACCUCCGGGGAAACGAGGCGACAGACCGGCGGGAGCGACACUCACAUCAGCCCCGAGGUGCCAGGGCGGGAGGGGGUUUCAGUUCACUCCCAGCCGGGGAACAGCGCGCCCAAUUCUCCAGCCGAGCAGGGCGCCAACGCGGGCUGAGCUGGGAGAAUAGAGGAGGCAGGGCGCACAAUGUUCCCCGAGGCCAAGUCUCGCAGGAAAGUUGCCGGUCACCGGCCGACCUGAUCCCCCAGCAGUUCCUUCAGGCCGGACCUAUCCGCUCCCGGGUCCCCGGUCGUGGAGACCCCGGCGCGUCGGCUCCCGGAUCCCCAAACCGCAGAGACCCCGGCGCAGGUUCCUAG